AUGAGCUUUUUAAACUAAAUGGUUUUAAGCACGUCACUUCCCAGUUAGAUUUUCGAUCCUCACUCUUUUGGUAUAAUGUCAAGUUAGGUGAUAUUUGGGGGUAUACAUCAGUUCAAAUCGAAUUCGUCUUCAAAGCGUUAAACACAUUUUGAGAAAAGGGCAAAAAUUGAAUGAAUUAAGUGAAAAAAAAAUUCGUAUCAUGGCAGAGGAGAUUGAGGUUGAGGACACAGAGGACUUCCACGAUCUGGACUUUAAUGACGACGAGGCAUCCGGCAGUGGAGGAGGAGGCGCUGGCGGCCAGCUCAAGGAGGAUCGCUUCGUGGUGAAGAAGUGGGUGGCGCACGCCUUGUGGUCGUGGGACGUGGCCGUGGACAACUGCGCCAUCUGUCGCAACCACAUCAUGACGCUGUGCAUCGAGUGUCAGGCGGAUCCGAACGCGAACCAGGACGAGUGCACGGUGGCCUGGGGCGAGUGCAACCACGCCUUCCACUACCACUGCAUUGCGCGCUGGCUGAAGACGCGGCUCGUCUGCCCGCUGGACAACAAGGAGUGGGUCUACCAAAAGUACGGACACUAGCGAGGAAUAGGGAUCUGGAUCUGGUCUGGGUGUGUGGUGACAUGUUGGGGUGUUCUGCGUGACUGAAUGUUAACUAAAUUAGAGCUGACUUGGGUUCCCAAAAA
This is a messenger RNA of Drosophila rhopaloa, 681 nucleotides long. RefSeq names its product RING-box protein 1B (gene Roc1b). Gene Ontology annotation, biological process: ubiquitin-dependent protein catabolic process; protein ubiquitination. The record is from RefSeq and is a predicted model, not a curated record. NCBI's taxonomy places the organism in Eukaryota, Metazoa, Arthropoda, Insecta, Diptera, Drosophilidae. The transcript has a single exon. Gene Ontology annotation, cellular component: nucleus; cullin-RING ubiquitin ligase complex. The coding region runs from base 200 to 577 and encodes 125 amino acids. Gene Ontology annotation, molecular function: cullin family protein binding; ubiquitin protein ligase activity; zinc ion binding.